This is a messenger RNA of Cladocopium goreaui, 1060 nucleotides long. The record is from the annotation of a GenBank genome assembly. NCBI's taxonomy places the organism in Eukaryota, Dinophyceae, Suessiales, Symbiodiniaceae.
AGGUGGAUUUAUCGCACCAGAGGCUACGGGCCAAACUUUUCAUCCUCGCCGAGAUCGAAGAGAAGAAUCCAGACAACCACCAGGGCAGGUACCUUGGUACACCUUUUGUGGUGCCAGUACAGUUCUGGUCACAGUUUGGAUGGUGGGCAUUGGCUGGUAUGUCGUAAAUCCUCUGGCCAUGAAUAGUACCAGGAAAAAAUCCAGGAUGAAGUCAUCGGUUCUUCUGCCGCCUCUCGACGUGUCGCUGGUCUCCGACCUCUCCGACUUCUCCUGGAUGCGAAGCCUCGGUCGUCACGUCCCACUGCAACCCGUUGGAUUGGCGUGUGACGACAAUCACAGCAGCAUGGUCAUUGCAGAGCGCUUUGCAUUGCAUGAGGUGCAGAUCCCUUCACUUGGGACUUUGCAGCCGAGCGAGUCACAGAACGGGCUGGAGAAGUGCUUGGGGGAGUAUCCUCACUUUCGCGCAGAUGGUCUUGCUGGAGUGCGCAUCAAAUGCACCAGCCCAGCGGGUUGCCACGCAUUGAUUUUGGGUGCCCACAGCAACCAAUCCCUCGUGUGCCCCCUAGGUGCGAGUAGCCGUUGCCAGCCUACAUUGCUGACAUCGGAAACGCUCCGAGCGCGUGGAUGUCCGGUGGAAAGGAGCGAUUUGAACCAAGGGCAAGGCAUUCCGGACAUGGCUUUUCCAACCCUCAUCGAGGCAUCGUCACACUUUCUGGACAGAAACAAAGAGAACAAUGGCAGCGACGGACGGGACAGCAGAGGCCUGCUUGGGGCCAAGCUUGUCAUCAGUCUGUCAGAUAUCCCAGGACACCUUGGUGUCUCAGCCGCCAAUGCCUGGGCUCUGGGAGAGCGGCGUCAAUACAUUGGCAGUUGGAGUUUCCCGGCUACUCAUCGUUGGACGUCCUUGUGCCACGCACAGGGCAAGAUCUUCGUUCUGGGCGUUCCCCAGGCCGGUGAGUCGGAGCUCUGGAGCUUCGCCAUGCCCGAGGAGCUACGGAAGCGGAUCGCCAUGUGAGGCUGGCAAGGAAUGUACAUAGACAUGAUAUGAUAAUAUAUAUUA